GGACCUCCCGCGUCCCUCUCGUCCACCUUUGGGGCGCCGCUCCAGUGUGCUGUGGCAGGUUGUGUGGCCACUCGCCUUCCCCGGCUGCCCUGCGGGGUCUGACAGCGAGGCACCUGGGGGUGCCAGGGGUGCUGAGUGGCAGCUCUUUCUGGAGGGAAAGGCCAGGAGCCCUGGAGUCUUGUCAAAUGCUGAAAGUUAAGUGAAAGAAGUAGAUGACUGUCAAACCUUUAUUUUAAAUUUGGUCCAGCCUAAAAGGAAAUUGGUAGAAGAUGUCCCCCGGGAAAGUUCUGCAACCUGUCCUGAAAAUGAAGGUGGAUGAACUCUUUUUGUGCUGGUUGAGUCAGCCUGCAACUCAGCUCACACUAAAAGACUGGUUGAGAAGAAUCAAGAAUGAGGAGAAAAUGGAGACUAGUAAUGGAGAUUCAGGAAAUGGUAAAAAUGAGAGGUUUGUCAAUAAAAAUUCCAGCUCCAAGCAAUGCGUAUUAGGAGAUACCAGAAUGCCUUUGAUGUCUUUCAGUCCUCCUCAACUUUCUACUAGUCUUCCAUUGGCAACUCCAGCUAACUCAAGGAACACUUCUACUGUUAGAACAACACGUCGAUCCUCAGGAAGCAAUGCAGUUCAGACAAAGAAGGAAGAAACUUUGCCACCGCCGCUUAGUCAAAACAUUCCAACUUUCUAUUUUCCUCGAGGAUGUCCUAAAGAAAAAGUGAAUAUAGAUGCUGUGAUUGCCAAAAUUGAGAGAACUUUCUCUGAAUUCCCAAAUGAGAGGGCAACGUUAGAAGACAUGGGGAAAGUGGCAAAGGCCUGUGAAUGCCCACUUUACUGGAAGAGUCCUUUGUUUUAUUGCGCUGGAGGUGAACGAACAGGAUACGUAUCAGUUCAUAAAUUUGUUGCAAUGUGGCGGAAAAUACUUCAGACCUGCUAUGACGAUGCUGCAAAGUUUGUUCAUCUUCUAAUGAGUCCUGGAUGCAACUACUUGGUGCAAGAAGACUUCAUUCCUUUUUUACAAGAUGUGGUGAACAGUCAUCCUGGCCUAUCAUUUUUAAAAGAAGCAUCUGAAUUUCAUUCUCGGUACAUUACCACAGUUAUACAGAGAAUAUUUUAUACAGUAAAUAGAUCCUGGUCUGGGAAAAUAACUUGUAAUGAGCUCAGGAAAAGCAACUUUUUGCAGAAUGUGGCAUUAUUGGAAGAAGAAGCUGACAUUAACCAGCUGACAGAGUACUUCUCAUAUGAACAUUUUUAUGUUAUCUAUUGCAAAUUCUGGGAGCUGGAUACGGACCAUGACCUCUAUAUUGAUCGGAAGGAUUUAGCUCGACAUAAUGAUCACGCAAUUUCAAGCAGGAUGAUAGAGCGGAUCUUCUCCGGAGCAGUUACAAGAGGUAGAAAAGCACAAAAAGAUGGGAAAAUCAGUUAUGCUGAUUUUGUCUGGUUUUUGAUAUCUGAAGAGGACAAGAAGACACCAACUAGCAUUGAAUAUUGGUUUCGCUGCAUGGAUCUUGAUGGGGAUGGUGCUUUGUCUAUGUACGAACUGGAGUAUUUUUAUGAAGAACAGUGCCAAAAAUUAGAUAACAUGGCCAUAGAACCAUUGCCAUUUGAAGACUGUUUGUGCCAGAUGCUGGAUCUUGUGAAGCCACAAUAUGAAGGAAAGAUUACUCUGCAUGAUUUAAAGCAAUGUAAGUUGACAAAUGUCUUUUUUGACACAUUUUUCAACAUUGAAAAAUACCUUGACCAUGAACAGAAGGAUCAGUUUUCGAUGCUGCGGGAUGGUGAAGGUGAAAGCCAAGAGCUCUCUGACUGGGAGAAGUAUGCUGCUGAAGAGUACGAUAUCUUGGUAGCAGAAGAGGCAGCAAGUGACCAGUGGAAUGACGGGUAUGAAGCAGAACUGAAUCCUGUAGACCAUCAGAAGGCAAAUGUCCUAAAGUAUCAAAUGGAAAGAAGACCAUUUUUUGAAAUGCCUUCCCAUCUGGCUGAUGUAGACUUGGAUGAAUAUGAUUAUGAAGAAGACUUUGAGUAGUGGUUACUUAUGAUCAACAAUUGCAGAAGAGCAGGGACAGUCUGCAGCAGGUCUGCUACACACCUAGACAUCUCAGUGGGGUUUGUUUCCAGGAAGUGAGCUUAGUUUUGUGCUAAAAAGUAUUUAAUCACUACACUACCUUUUAAAUGAAGGAAGCGCAUUUGGAUGGAAUGAUGAAUUUUUUUGUAUUUAUUCAGUAGUCUAGAGUUUGUAAAAUAGGUUAAAAUAUUUAUUUACAGAUGUUGCAUAAUUCCUUUUUUGGAAGAAUAACGAUAUUUGACUUUAAUCUACUGUUUUUAAGAGAAUUGUAUUAAUUUUCUCACAGUUGAUGUGUGGUGCACUGACCAUCUCCAUCCUAUAUGUGAACAGGCAUACCUGUCCAGGUAUGGGAGGGAAGGAGACAAUGUAAACCUGGCCUGCAAGGCUUAUGUGCUCACAGACAACCCAAGGAGGCCUUAUGCCUUGGUGAGGAAGAGAUGUGGCUGUGAGUGCAUGAUUCAGCUCUCAUUUACAGGCAGUUUCAUCUGACAAGCUGAGCACAUCAGUGCACAAGGAAAACGAAUGCCAGAGAUGAAUUGCUUCUCUUCUCUGCCUAGCCCUUGUUUGCCCCAACUUUAAUUUUGUUUGCCCUUUUAAACUUCAGUCUUUUUUCCCUGAUGUUCAUUAUAAAAAGAUUAUUUAAUAAUGAAAUCUGUGUUCAUACUUGAUCCAUAAUGAUUGUGUUAAUUAAUGUAGAAGGAACCAAUUUUUUUUUAAAUCCUUUGUAUUAAUGUUACUUGACCAGUGAUGUGCACUAAUUUGUUGUGGGCAUUCAGUGCUUUUUGUCUGUGUCCCCCCUUUCAGUUGUUUGCUAUUGACACAUUCCAUGGAUCACAUCAGUGUCACAGCAGCUUGAAAUUGUUGCCUCACUCUUAUUACUGUUAAACAAAUUUUGUUGGAGAAAAAGGAAAAAAAAUGUACAAAAAGAUGUAAGUUAUUUUUUUGGUUGCAGUGUAGAACUGUUGAAAUCUUUAAAAGAUGUUUGUAUUUUCAAAUAAAGAUUUUCAUACAAGUAA
Molecule: messenger RNA, 3070 nt
Organism: Pogoniulus pusillus (Red-fronted tinkerbird)
Lineage: Eukaryota; Metazoa; Chordata; Aves; Piciformes; Lybiidae
Product: serine/threonine-protein phosphatase 2A regulatory subunit B'' subunit beta-like
Exons: 14
Coding region: 270-2015 (581 amino acids)
Biological process (GO): protein dephosphorylation
Cellular component (GO): protein phosphatase type 2A complex
Molecular function (GO): calcium ion binding; protein phosphatase regulator activity
Source: RefSeq, a predicted model, not a curated record